AUCUGAACCAGUCUCAUUUCUCUUCACGCUUGACUCUCACUACUUCUUUAAUCCAACAAAAUGUCAACGCUACUCUUCGUCAAAUUUCCGCCGGUUCCUUCUGUACGGUUCCCGCACUCAAAUUCACUCCACAAUAUCCCCAAAUUCAGCCUUUUCAAUUGCAAAAACCCUCACUAUAAUUACAACUUAAAUCACACUAAAAUGUUGUCAAUUCAGAGAGCCAAUGCGGUUCCUUCGGUACAGGGAGCGGUAUCGGGUGCCAUGAACCUGAUGCAAUCAGCGCCUCCCACGUGGCAGUCUGCUUUGCUCAGUAACAUCGUGAUCUUCGUCUUGGGCUCUCCAAUUCUGCUUUCUGGUUUGUCUCUCUCCGGAAUUGCUGCCGCGUUCUUGCUCGGCACUCUUACGUGGCGCGCUUUUGGGCCCUCCGGGUUCCUUCUUGUAGCCACAUACUUCGUUAUCGGUACAGCAGCAACUAAAGUAAAAAUGGCCCAAAAGGAAGCUCAAGGGGUCGCUGAAAAGAGGAAAGGAAGAAGAGGACCAGGCAGUGUGAUUGGUUCCAGUGCUGCUGGUUGUGUCUGUGCUUUUCUCUCAAUAUAUGGAGUAGGGGGAAAGGCAUUUUAUCGGCUUUGGCAGGUUGGAUUUGUUUCCAGUUUUUGUACUAAGUUGAGUGAUACUGUCUCAAGUGAGAUAGGGAAGGCAUAUGGUAAAACAACGUAUCUAGUUACAACAUUCAAAGUAGUUCCGCGGGGAACAGAAGGGGCUGUUAGUGUUGAGGGAACAGUUGCUGGACUUUUAGCAUCAAUUAUUCUUGCCUCUGUUGGCUGUUACAUGGGACAGAUAAAUGCACCUGAGGCAGUUGUAUGCGUAAUAGCUUCCCAGAUUGCUAAUCUUGGUGAGAGCAUAAUAGGUGCUGCAUUUCAAGAAAAAGAAGGAUUUCGUUGGCUCAAUAAUGAUGCUGUGAAUGUCAUCAACAUAUCAAUGGGCAGCAUUUUAGCGGUACUGAUUCAGCAAUUUGUUCUCCAAAACUGGCGUACAUGAUUUCAUGCAGUCACUGGGAAGCAUGUGUCACACCACUGUGCCCUUCAAUGCUAAAAUUGAAAAGGUCAUAUUCAUUCUCAUACAAAUGAAAUAUACCUGAACACUUACUGCUACUUUCUGAUGUGGCUUUCUUACAUAUUUUUCUAUAACAAAGAAAACAUAAGAAUUUUUCUGUUACAUUCAAACAAAGAUCCCCACAAGUUUAGCAAACAACAAGGGAUUUGAAACAGGUUGGAGACAUAAUUGUUUUGUAGAUGUAAAUUGUGAUUUUUUUGUUCUUUUAACUUAUCAACAACCAAGGGAAUAUAUUUUGACAUUUUUAAAUUAAUAUUGGGAUGAUAUCAUCGAUUCAUCCCUUGUAUAGUUUGUAAGAUCCAUUACUUUAUGUAUUUCCUUGGUAGAUUUGGUGAUUAAAUGUCAUUUUUACUCUUGACUGAAACUUAGUAACUGAGAAUGCUUUGGUUAUUCUAUAUAAAUAAAUUGGGAUAAUUUCAUAGGGGCAGGAUGGAGUAUCCACUCUAAGCAAUGGUUUCUUCUUGCCGCCCUAUUUUUCCAUUUCUAUAUCUUUUUUUAUAUUCAAAAAUAGAUUAAAUUUAAAAAGUCAACGAUUAUAUAUAUAAUUAGAGCAAAUCUAUAC
This is a messenger RNA of Pistacia vera, 1675 nucleotides long. Its product is annotated as protein VTE6, chloroplastic-like. Bases 61 to 1038 code for a protein of 325 amino acids. The record is from RefSeq and is a predicted model, not a curated record. Gene Ontology annotation, cellular component: chloroplast inner membrane. The transcript is spliced from 5 exons. Lineage: Eukaryota; Viridiplantae; Streptophyta; Magnoliopsida; Sapindales; Anacardiaceae.